AGAUUUCAGCACUCCUCAUACAAUCCUUCCCAAAAAUGGCAGCUCUGGAUGGGGCCUGGUUGCUGUACAAAGCAGCUGGGGGGUCAGGGCAGCGAAAGCUUAAUGUCGUAUCACCUGAGGCAGAGGGAUAUUCGGGAGCCCACCUGGCUAAGAGUUUUCCAGGAUGCCUAAGGCAAAGUGCAUCAACUGUCAGAUCCAUGUACCUGUGCAGCUGCUGUCACUUCACGUUAAAGGGUGUCCGCAAACUGUCGAUGACAGUGACUCAGUUUGUGAAGUUACCAAUGAUCCAUGUGAGAUUUGCCCCAUCUGUAAUGUGCCAUACCCUUUGAAAGACCUGCCUUUACAUGCAAGCUUGUGCGGCGAGGGACCACUUGGUCUUCCUGACCUUGGCAUGGAACCAUGCACAUCCUCUGCAGCUUCUGCAUUUCAGUCAGUGCUUCCAAUGGCUUCCCCUUUGUCACCAGGAACAGAUGCAUGGAAAUCAGUACAAGACCCACAAAAGGCUCUUCAACUCUUUCUGGAGCAACUUAAGCAAGAGGGUGGGAGACAAUCAUCACUUUUUCUGUCACUGGAUGCAACAGAUAAUGAAGAAGAAAGGGAUGGUGCUCUCAUCAGAUUUUACAAAGAAGACCGUGAGAGAAACCAAUGGACAGCUCCUUUCCACUGCAGCAUUAAACCAAGUCCUGCAAGCCAUUAUACAGUAUGGCCCCAUGUAAGCUCUGCAAAUGAUGACAGUGAAGAUGACAUGCCUGAAGAGACACUUACUCUUCUCUCUUCAUUUCUUAGAAGAUUUAUUGAACAGGCGUCCUCUGAAAGUUUAAAGAACCUGAUGAGAUUCUGGGUUGGCUGGGAGGUGCCACCUCAACACCUGAAACUGGAAGUUGUUCAAUCCAGAGGACCAAACCACCUACCAACUGCAGCAACAUGUUCGGAACGUCUGCGUUUGCCAAACCACUACAGGAAGUUUGAAGAGCUCAGGGCUGAUCUUACGGUCUGUCUUCUAUCUGUGGACACUGGGUUUGGCCUUGUUUAAACAGCUGAGUAAACCACCACUUAAAGUAUUCAUUGACUUUAACAGUCAUCCACAUCUAUUAUUAAUAA
This is a messenger RNA of Paramormyrops kingsleyae, 1101 nucleotides long. Lineage: Eukaryota; Metazoa; Chordata; Actinopteri; Osteoglossiformes; Mormyridae. The record is from RefSeq and is a predicted model, not a curated record.